Hydractinia symbiolongicarpus is the source of this 1102-nucleotide messenger RNA. RefSeq names its product thiosulfate sulfurtransferase-like. Gene Ontology annotation, molecular function: thiosulfate-cyanide sulfurtransferase activity. The transcript is spliced from 2 exons. Gene Ontology annotation, cellular component: mitochondrion. Gene Ontology annotation, biological process: transsulfuration. The record is from RefSeq and is a predicted model, not a curated record. The coding region runs from base 1 to 1050 and encodes 349 amino acids. Lineage: Eukaryota; Metazoa; Cnidaria; Hydrozoa; Anthoathecata; Hydractiniidae.
AUGAUAAUACGAUUUGUUUGUCUUCGUCUUUUAGUUCAUAUCUGUCGUUGCAAAUUUAUUCUUUAUUUUUGUAUUUUAGUUUUAACUAACAAAAUGAUCUUCCUGCAGUCCACACGGAAAUUCAAGUUCGUCUUUCACACUGUAAAAUAUUAUAGUACUGUUUCAUCUUCAAAUCUUGUCAGCUGCUCUCACUUAGCCAAACUUGUUCAGAAUCCAACAUGGCAUAAAAAAGUUCGAAUCUUGGACGCCACCUGGGAUUUGGAUGAUAAAGAUUAUCAAAGUAAUCACUUUCAAAAUAGGAUACCAGGAUCAAGGUUUUUUUCCUUUGAUGAAUGUCGCGACAGAACUUCGAAAUUUCCUCGCAUGUUGCCCACAGCCGAAGAAUUUAGUGCUUACGUGACGAAUCUGGGAAUAGGAAACAACCAUCAUGUGAUCGUGUAUGACAACCACGAAACACAUGCUAUCUAUUCCUCUCCCAGAGUGUGGUGGAUGUUCAAAGUAUUCGGUCAUGAUAACAUAUCCGUGCUUGAGGGUGGUUUGACAUCAUGGAUUUUAGAGGGCCACUCUGUAGCUUCUGGUAACUAUACGGAAAUAGAGAGCGUACCGUCGCCUUCAUCAGCGUUUAUUGCCAACAUGCGGGCUGAGUUAGUAAAGGAUUUCGAAUUCAUGCAAGCAAACGCUCAAACAGAAAAUGCCGUGCAAGUCAUGGAUGCACGACCUAAGCAACGCUUUCUUGGAGUGACAGAUGAAGGUGAUGUAGACAGUGAGAACGGUCAUAUGCCACACUCCACCUCAGUGCCGUUUGGUAAGAUCCUGAAUAAAGAAACUCGCUCCGUUCGAACAAAAGAAGAAAUAAAAGAAUAUUUGCGAGACAGUUCAAUCGAUAUAAAUCGCGGUUUGAUUGCUUCGUGCGGUUCGGGGGUGACUGCGUGUGUUUUAUCAUUCGCUGCAUUUUAUGCUGCUAACAAGCAGGUCCCUGUUUAUGAUGGAUCCUGGUCAGAAUGGAAAGUGCGUGCACCUCAGUUGAUAUCAAGAGAAAAUCAAGACUAGAUUUAUCAUUUUUUUGUAAAUUUCGUUGUAUCAAAUAAAAGAUUUUGUGUAA